GAUUGACUGACUUGAAGCCAUGGCGACAGCACAGCUCUACUUCCUCGUUCUUGCGCUAGCCAGCACUGUGGCGUUCGGGAGGAAUAUCUCACCGGCAGAGGAAGAUUCGGGCCGGUUGAUAGAUCCCUUUGUCCCCGGAGACUAUCCAAUCAAUCACACCGCUUACCGCCAAGCCUUGAGUCUCUUCCUUGACACCAACAUCGACGUCUACGCCCCGAACGCAACGGGCAACUUCCCCGUGUUUUAUUUCACCACCGGAUUUGGAGGUAUUGUUCCUGCCGAGGCGCACACGCAACUCUUUUCCCAGAUCGCCAGCCACGGAGUUGUUCUCGUCGCUGUGUGGAAAAUAGGCAGUCCCGAGAAUUCAUUCGAUCCCGCUUGGUUGCAAGCAACUGUCGAAUUUGUGGAGAACCGCCUGGAAAAUAGUCUUCACAACCAAGAAGGUUAUGUCUCUGAUUUUCACGUCGACUACCUGAAUUCCUUCAUCGGUGGCCACUCAGCUGGAAAUCAUGUCGCUGUUGCCCAGUUGCAGACGGACUGUUUGCAUUACAAAGGUCUGAUUUUGGUUGAUGCAGUUGAUGGAAAUAAUCCCAUUCCUGAAAACGUUACCAUGUACGUCAUCACUCCCGGCCAAAAGGUCAAUUUCACCAUUCCAACUUUGGAAAUCGUUACCGGACUGGACCCAAUUAUAGGUCCAUACGGAUUGGCAUGCGCUCCGGAAGAGCUUUCGGGCCGGCGCUUCUUCGACGCCAUGAACGGACCGACGUGGUACGUCAACGCAACCGCUUACGGUCACGCUGAUCUGAUGGAUCCAGUCUACGUUGAAUUGAACGAGUUAGCCCAGUUCUGUCCGAACGAUCCUAAUGCUCCCAAACCAGAAUACAUCCAGUUCCUGACCGGAGAAAUCGUCUCUUUCAUCAACGCGGUUCUGGAUCCUGUUGGAAACUGUGCCCUGUUUGACAACCUGGAGAAGAGUGGACUCGUGGGCAUCAACACCUUAAACGAUUUCGCCUCAAACGGAUGGGACAGAUGUACCCCGUCUGAAUGUGUUCUGACGCCCAGUUCUUAUUCCAUGUUUUCCUUUUGGAUUGAAUACAAAGUAAUGAAGACGACACUCUACCUUCUCGUUGGAUUGCUGGCGUCAGCGACCGUGGCUCAUAUCAUUCAUGUGGACGAUGAUGACUUGUCCCGGCUAAUUGAUCCUUUCGUGCCCGGAGACUAUCCAAUCAAUCACACCGCUUACCGCCAAGCGCUGACUCUUUUCCUGGACACCAAUAUUGACGUCUACGCUCCAAAUUCAACCGGAAACUUCCCUGUAUUUUAUUUCAUCACCGGAUUCGGAGGCAUUGUACCCGCAGAAGCGCACACACUUCUUCUAUCUCAGAUCGCAAGUCACGGGAUUGUUGUAGUCGCCGUCUGGAAACUUGGCAGUCCCGAGACUUCUUUCGAUCCUGCGUGGUUCGAAGCAACAGUAGAUUUUGUCGAAAAUCGAUUGGAAAACAGUCUCCACAAUCAAGAAGGAUACAUUUCCGAUUUCCACGUUGACUAUCUCCAUUCGUUCAUUGGCGGUCAUUCGGGUGGAUCUCAUGUCGCUGUAGCUCAAUUUCAGACAAAUUGCUUAAACUAUCAAGGUCUGAUCUUGAUUGAUGCUGUUGACGGAAACAGCCCCAUCCCCGAAAACAUUACAAUGUUCGUGAUUACGCCAGGCCAGAAAGUCAAUUUUACUGUGCCAACCUUGCAAAUCGUAACGGGACUGGACCCAGUUAUCGGACCUUACGGAUUGGCAUGCGCUCCGGAAGAGCUUUCGGGCCGGCGCUUCUUCGACGCCAUGACUGGACCGACGUGGUACGUCAACACAACCGCUUACGGUCACGCUGAUUUAAUGGAUCCAGUCUACGUUGAACUGAAUGAGAUUACGCAAUUUUGUCCGAGCGAUCCUUCUGUUCCAAAGGAGGAAUACAUUCAAUUCCUUACGGGCGAAAUCAUCUCUUUCAUAAACGGAGUGUUGGAACCUGUUGAAAAAUGUGCCUUUUUUGAUUAUCUGGAGAUGAGCGGACUUGUUGGCAUCAAUACAGAAAAUGACUAUGUCUCUAACGGCUGGGAGAGAUGCUCGCCGCUCCAGUGCGUCCUUACACCCAGUUAUGAUUUGAUUGAUUGAAAUGUGAAUUAGGCUUUCUGUAAAGAGAAUUCUCUCACU
This is a messenger RNA of Daphnia pulicaria, 2197 nucleotides long. RefSeq lists its product as uncharacterized. The transcript is spliced from 12 exons. The record is from RefSeq and is a predicted model, not a curated record. The coding region runs from base 20 to 2158 and encodes 712 amino acids. Lineage: Eukaryota; Metazoa; Arthropoda; Branchiopoda; Diplostraca; Daphniidae.